GAUAUUAUCCGUAGGAAGAACACCACCGAAUGGAAAUGGAAAUGGAAAUGGAAGCUCCUCUUCCUCCUCACGUUCUGAUCUUUCCCCUUCCCCUUCAAGGCCACAUCAACUCCAUGCUGAAGCUGGCCGAGGUUCUCUCCCUCGCCGGCAUCCGCGUCACUUUCCUCAACACCCACCACUCCCACCGCCACCUCACCCACAACUCCGAUGUCCACGCCCACUUCUCCCGCUUCCCCGGAUUCCGCUUCGCCACCAUCACCGACGGCCUUCCGCCGGCCCACCUCCGCACCUUCCACCACUUCUUCCACCUCGUCACCUCCUUCGACGCCGUCACCAAGCCCCUCUUCCGCCACAUGCUCGUCUCCGGCCAUUUCGGCUCCGACCUCACCUGUGUUAUCCUCGAUGGGUUCUUUAAGUUUCUUGUCGACGCAGACGACGAUGGUGUUCGAAUUCCCAUUUUGGGGUUCCGUACGGUCAGUGCUUGUUCCAUCUGGGCUUAUCUUUCUGUUCCUGAUCUUAUCCAGGAUGGCCAACUUCCUAUUAGAGGGGAGGAAGACAUGGAUAGAAUGAUAAGAAAUGUGGCGGGAAUGAAAAAUGUUCUAAGAUGCAGAGACCUUCCUGGCUUCUGCCGUGUGACAGACCCAAAUGACCCUCUUCUCCAAUUCCUUGUGAAACUCACCUUACGGAGCUCCGGAUUCCACUCCCUCAUAUUGAACUCAUUCGAAGAUUUGGAAGCUCCGAUUCUCUCCAAGAUACGAACUUUAUGCCCCAAGAUGUACACUAUCGGACCACUCCAUGCUCUCCUCAAAGCCAAAUCCGCGAACCAAUCUCAACAUCAGUCCUCCUUGAACAAUCUGUGGGAGGUUGAUCGGAGCUGCCUGGCGUGGCUGGACGCCCAGCCGCCGAACUCCGUUAUCUACGUCAGCUUUGGAAGCAUCACGGUCAUGGGGGAUCAGGAACUCAUGGAGUUCUGGCACGGCUUGGUCAAUAGCGGCACAAAUUUCCUGUGGGUCAUACGGCCCGACCUUGUAACCAGCAAAAAUGGUAAGUGCGACGAAAUUCCGGCGGAGUUGGAGGAGGGCACGAGAAAAAGAGGGUACAUGGUGGGGUGGGCCCCGCAAGAGGAAGUGCUUUCCCACGGAGCGGUUGGCGGGUUCUUGACUCACAGUGGCUGGAACUCGACUUUGGAGGGCAUCGCGGCCGGGAAGCCCAUGAUUUGCUGGCCAUACGCUGCGGAUCAGCAGGUGAACAGUAGAUUUGUGAGCCAUGUGUGGAAGGUGGGUCUGGAUAUGAAGGAUGUGUGCGACAGAGAAACUGUGGCCAAAAUGGUGAAUGAUCUGAUGGUGAAUAGGAGAGAGGAGUUCAUGAGAUCAGCGGCUAAAUUUGCUAAUUUGGCAAAGCAAAGUGUGAGCCCAGGUGGGUCAUCCUAUGCCGAUUUUGACCGUUUGGUAGAAGAUAUUAGAUUGCUUAGUCAACAGAAAAAAAUAGAGACCUAAUAAUUCAGGGUUAAAGAAUGAUUAUCAUACACAUGAAGUGUCGAUGUCGAUGAAAAUAUAGACGUCUUGAUUUUAUAAAAAUAUCUACAUCGAUAGAUAUA
This is a messenger RNA of Momordica charantia (bitter melon), 1597 nucleotides long. RefSeq names its product 7-deoxyloganetic acid glucosyl transferase. NCBI's taxonomy places the organism in Eukaryota, Viridiplantae, Streptophyta, Magnoliopsida, Cucurbitales, Cucurbitaceae. Gene Ontology annotation, molecular function: quercetin 3-O-glucosyltransferase activity; quercetin 7-O-glucosyltransferase activity. The record is from RefSeq and is a predicted model, not a curated record.